Molecule: messenger RNA, 417 nt
Organism: Colletotrichum orchidophilum
Lineage: Eukaryota; Fungi; Ascomycota; Sordariomycetes; Glomerellales; Glomerellaceae
Exons: 1
Source: RefSeq, a predicted model, not a curated record
GCGCCUCUGUGCUGCCUCCUUGCUCAGAGUUUUGCUGGUUCGCUGUCCGCUGUUCCUAUUCGUCGGUUGGAGCUCUGUUGUGGAUGGCUGUGUUAUGGCGCUAGCGUCCAGUGCCCAGAAAUUGUUGACAGAAUGUUAUUGCCGGAAUGUUGCGCGGGUGCCGGAGUAAACCCGAGCCGCAUCGAAGGAGCCCACGAACCUUGGCCCGAGCGGGCUGUGAGUGAGUCUGGUGAACGAGGCAGGAGAGGCAGCUGCCCAGGACGUAAGUACAUGGCACUCGCCAUGUUGGAAUCAUCACAACGCCAGAAAAGAGUCAAGAGUAAAGAAAAGGACCUGCUCAACUCGAGGAGAUCACCUGGAACCCAGGAGACGCCGUGGCGGCAAAGAAGCACAUACCUUGAGCCUACCUCGAAGUGA